Messenger RNA from Brassica oleracea var. oleracea, 651 nucleotides. RefSeq lists its product as uncharacterized. Bases 1 to 651 code for a protein of 216 amino acids. Lineage: Eukaryota; Viridiplantae; Streptophyta; Magnoliopsida; Brassicales; Brassicaceae. The transcript has a single exon. The record is from RefSeq and is a predicted model, not a curated record.
AUGGGGAGACUCUUGGACAUUACGGGUGAUGUGGGUACGUACUAUCUUGGAGUUGCGAGAACCGCUCGAGUUAGUGAAGCAGUUAUGCGUCAGCGAUGGAACAUCAGGGGGAACAGGAGUAGGCAUUUUCAUGCUCUUCAUGACCGUAUCCAGAAUGAAAGGGUACCUCUUGACGAGCAUGGCAGAGACGUGGUGCUAUGGAAGCAUGCGGAGAACACUUAUGAAUCACACUUCUCAUCGAAUAAAACUUGGGAUCAAAUACGGGUGAAGAAGGAUAAGGUGGUUUGGAGCAAGAGUGUAUGGUUUCCACAGGGCGUUCCUAGAUACUCUUUUAUUGUAUGGCUGGCAAUAAAGGAUCGCUUAUCAACCGGAGUGCGUAUGAGGGCUUGGGGUAUACAGCAAAUUUGCUUGAUGUGUGGAGAAAGGGAUGAGUCGAGGGACCAUAUCUUUUUUGCUUGUCCCUUUACCUUCACUGUUUGGAACAGACUUGCAGGCCGGUUAUGUGGUAGAAGGAUCAAUCCUGACUGGAGUCUCACUUUGCAGUUUGUUACUAGAAACUCUCUUAGCAGCAUGGACAAGAUACUUGUCCAAAUGGUGUUUCAGACAUGCAUCUAUUACAUGUGGAAGGAGAGGAACGACCGGAGACAUUAA